Molecule: messenger RNA, 2690 nt
Organism: Brassica napus (rape)
Lineage: Eukaryota; Viridiplantae; Streptophyta; Magnoliopsida; Brassicales; Brassicaceae
Product: transcription factor HRS1
Exons: 5
Coding region: 1004-2044 (346 amino acids)
Biological process (GO): regulation of DNA-templated transcription
Molecular function (GO): DNA binding; DNA-binding transcription factor activity
Source: RefSeq, a predicted model, not a curated record
UUGUUACCAAUCACCCAUUUUGUAAGUUUUUUUUUUUGGCUAUACGAAUGUCAUACAUAAGGAUUAAUCAAACUGAAAACUGAUCUUCAGCUUCAGUUUUUGUUCUAAUCAAACUGUGGCUCAUAUUGUUUCAAAGAGAUCACAUACUUAGACGGGUCAAACACAUCGAACUUCCGUAAUUUUUUAUAGAAAUUUAAUUAGUAACAAAAAGCUAAUAAUCCUUUUGAAUUAACAAACCAAUGGCCAGCUACUGUAAUGUUGUCAUGUGUAGGUGGGUACUAAUAUGUACUUCUUUUAUUACAUGAUAGAAGCUGAUUUUCAUUUUCAUAUAAAUUUAAUAUACAAAAUAAUAUUAGUAACACAUUUUAACUUUUCAUUUAUAUGACUUCCAUUGAAAUCAUAGUCUCUGCAUUCGUUGUAAAAGCUUGUCAGCAUUUACGCAAGACAAUACACACUCGCACAGUCACACGCAGAGAUGAAAACUAAUUAAAUCUCUUACUCUAACACAAAGUUAAUGUACCCAUUAAGAAGUUCAUAACUCACCACCCACGUAUUAUAUGGCUUAGAUUCUCGACCCAUAUUGACUAUACAUAAAAAAAAUUCGUAUCCAUCUCUAUUAUUUUGGGUUUUGACGUUUAAUAAGCAUCCAUCUCUUAUUGUGUGCACUCUUGGCAAAAUUAAUAAGAUUACAUAACCAAAAAACCCGGAAUCACAUUACCGAAUAUUCACCACUCCCUACCUACUACUAGCAUAACAAGACAUGUAUCAAAUUGGUUACGUUUCUUUUACAAACGUAAAUAUUUUUAAACAUAUCAAGGAUUCGUCUUGUAACGCGACGGGCCGACUUUAUGUUUUUUAUUCUCUCAGAAUAGAGAUCCUUGUGAUGCUUUGUAGAGCCAUAUAUAUACAUGUAUUCAGAUCUGCAAGUAUUGAUCAUUCUCUCUAAACAAAAGUAAAUCUCAAUUAAAAGGUGGAUUAUUUUUUUCUUCCUUCAUCACCGCCAAUGAUUAAGAAGCUAAGCAACAUGGAUUACAAGCAGAAACAGGAGAGAUGUGGGCAAUACAUCGAAGCUCUUGAAGAAGAACGACGCAAGAUUCAUGUCUUCCAACGUGAACUUCCUCUUUGCUUAGACCUCGUAACCCAAGCAAUUGAGGCAUGCAAGAGGGAGUUGCCGGGUACGGCCACAGAGAAUAUGUACGGACAAUCAGAGUGCUCCGAGCAAACGACCGGAGAAUGUAGACCUGUCUUGGAGCAAUUUCUAACCAUUAAAGACUCAUCAACCUCCAAUGAAGAAGAAGAAUUAGACGAUGAGCACGGAAAUCAUGAUCCGGACAAUGAUUCUGAGGACAAGAACAUGAAAUCUGAUUGGCUUAAAUCUGUACAGCUCUGGAACCAACCUGACCCUCUUCUCCCAAAAGAGGAAAGAACGCAAGAGAAGAUGGUGGACACGGUGGUGAAGAAAGAUGAAAGUAUGAAGAAAGAGGCGAUGGCUAACGGUGGAGAAAGAAGGAAGAGAGAGGCGGAGAAAGAUGGAGGAAGAAAGCAGCGAAGGUGUUGGUCUUCGCAGUUGCAUAGGCGCUUCUUAAACGCUCUGCAACACUUAGGUGGACCUCAUGUUGCUACGCCGAAGCAAAUCAAGGAGUUAAUGAAGGUUGAUGGAUUAACUAAUGAUGAAGUCAAAAGCCAUUUACAGAAAUAUAGACUGCAUACAAGAAGACCAAGCCAAACAGUCCCUAACAACGGAAACUCUCAAACGCAACAUCUCGUAGUCGUCGAGGGCAUAUGGGUUCCAAAAUCUGACCACUCUACAGGCAGGACCACCGGAGGAGCCACCACUAGUGGCACCACCACCCGGUCCACCACCGGGAUAUAUGAAGCAAUGGCCGCACCACCACUGCCACAGUGGCCGAGCCAUUCCAAUUUUAGACCGUCCAUUAUCGUGGAAGAAAAAGGAUCGGGAAGCCCAAGCGAAGAGGUGGUGGUCCGAUGUAGCUCGCCAGCGAUGUCUUCUUCUACCCGCAACCAUUACGUCAAGAAUAUUUAGUUUUUUUCUUUUCCUAUUCUCUCUAAUGUUUUGGUUCAUUUUAUUAUAUACUAUUUUGGUUUCUUCGAGUUAAAAUUUGACACCGUGAGGAAAAAGAGUGUAUAGAGGUUUGCACCGAAAGCAAUACUAUAUAUUUUACUCAGGAAUAGUGCCAUUUUAAUUUUCUAGUUGAUUCGAAUCUUUCUUGUUCAAUUCUUUUUCCAAUUUUGUUGACUUGUUAUAUUUUUAUUUUCAUUAAAUUAUACACAGUUUGAUAAAUAUGUGGAAACGAAAUUGUUUUGUUGUGUUGUUGUUAUUACCAAAAUUUUAGUAUGGCGUGUUAAUGGCAAUGUUUCUUUUAGUAAGUAAAUAUUAUUGUGGCUGCUGCUUGUUUUCGUUAACGCAAAAUUUACGGCACUAGUUAAAUUAUAUAAAUGAUCCAGAGUACAUGCUCAUAUUAAUAUUUUGUGUAGUACUCCCUCCGUUCCUAAAAAAUCUAUGUUAUAGUUUUUUCACACUUAUUAAGAAAACAUUUAAAAUUGUAUUUUCCAAUACAUUGUUUUCCUUAAUUAGCUAUUUUCAAUAACUUUUAACCAAUGAAAUUUUAUUAAACACAAUUGUAUUUUUUGAAAAGUACAAUUUUUCAUUAAUUAAUGUCUUGAAAAUG